This is a messenger RNA of Desarmillaria tabescens, 2450 nucleotides long. RefSeq lists its product as uncharacterized. Gene Ontology annotation, biological process: regulation of DNA-templated transcription; DNA-templated transcription. The transcript is spliced from 5 exons. The record is from RefSeq and is a predicted model, not a curated record. Gene Ontology annotation, molecular function: DNA binding; zinc ion binding; DNA-binding transcription factor activity, RNA polymerase II-specific. The coding region runs from base 102 to 2450 and encodes 782 amino acids. NCBI's taxonomy places the organism in Eukaryota, Fungi, Basidiomycota, Agaricomycetes, Agaricales, Physalacriaceae.
AGGAUCUGGAACAACCCUCUCCCUCCGUUUGCUUGGAACAACCUCCCUCCGAGACCAAUCUCUCCAAAUUCUUACCCCAUACCUCCACACUGUGGGGUAAGAUGAACCCGCCUCCAGCACCCGAAAAAACGAACAAGAAGGUCUCUAGAGCUUGCAAUACCUGUCGUCUCAAGCGGAAAAAGUGUGACGGCCUAGAUCCCUGUUUUUUCUGCAAAGAAACCAAGGUUGAAUGCUCCUACUCGCGCGAGCCUCGUCGUCGAGGCCCACCAUCUGGUUAUCUACGCUAUACAGAGACCCGAGUGACGCUGCUCGAGACUCUGCUCGGUCUUUGUAUCCUCAAACUUCGGGGGACUGUGGCGUUCUCCGAAUUAUGCCUGCAGUCUGUGGAGAUUCUUCGUACGGAGAGUAAGACAUGUACCCAGGAUGUGUGGGAUGCCUACAAGGUCGUCUGGACCGGCACUGAUGCCGCCAAGAUCCUCGACGAUCUGACCAAUACGUUUGCCCCCUUUGCUCAGCGGACCGACCAGGAGACGUUUGCUAAGCCUUUGUUGCCGCCGCCAAAUCCCAACUUGAAGGCGGGCGGUGGGCAACAACAGUCACCUUCGACACCAUCACAGCCGACAUUCUAUCAAGCCAAGGCUAAUGGACAUUCGCAUUCACCGUCUGUCAUGCAGACGACGCCCUCACCGACAAGCGAGCAGCCUCAUCUGUCUUAUAGCUAUUCCAUGUCACGCGAGUCCUUUGAGCGUACACAUACACCUCCACCACAGCUCAAGAAGUGUGAUACGCCCGUAUGGUCACGCGAAGACGUCGAUUUUUCUUUUCCUUCUACAUCUCCCACGACCUCCAGAGCACCGUUGCUGACAUACCCAUCCCCGAUCUCAAAUGCCUUUCCUGUGGCCACUCCUCCUGACGUAGAGAUGACCACCGACCUAGACUACAAAGGGCUCACUGACGAGUCAAAUCCAGCGUAUACUGGCAGCUACUGGCGCUCCGCUAAUUUUGAGGCAACAUCACCGUCAUCCAAACUUGAUUUUCUCCCUCCAACCGAACAAGUCGAUCUUCCUCCUGAACACAUUCUCACCAAUCUCAUUGACGUCUACUAUACACACGUACACCCCAGUUAUCCCCUGCUACCUCCUCGACAUCUUAUCGAGCCAAAACUCACUGCACCUACGGUGCCGGAAGGCACAACAUGCCUCAUGCUUGCGUUGUGUGCCUAUGCUGGUCGGCUGUCGCCGUCAAAUCCGGCCCUGACAGUCUUCGGAGGUGACCCGAGCAAAAUUGCCGCCGAUUUGUGGUAUGAGCAAGCACGUACCGCUAUGAGCGCUCUCCUACGGAAAGGUAGCCGACUUGAGAGCGUGCAAACACUUCUACUCCUCGCUCUUCGAGAUCAUGGACGCGGGAGUGAGGGCCAAGCGUGGUUGCUCAUAGGUCUCGCCGUGCGAAUGGCACAGGAGCUCGAAUUAAAACCUACAUCGGAGGUUUGGGGAGUAUGUCUUACCCUCGACCUCCUGCUGUCUUUGCAGCUCGGUCGACCUCCAGGAAUCGUUGAUGCUCUUCGUCCACCUCCUAGUAUCGUGAAGGAUUCAGGCGACCUAUUUGUUCAGACCUCUUCACUGUGCCGAAUUGUUUCUCGCAUCAACUUGCAUCUCUAUCUUGGAUUCGAAUUCCCGGCAGGGAAGCCUAUGGAAACGCUCAAGGCAGAGCUUGAUCGGUGGCAUCACGACCUUCCCGUCCAGUUUCGUAUUUCCCUUGGUCAUCAACCGGAGCGCAGGGUCUUGGAAAUCAACAUGUUCUACCAAGUAGCCAUCAUCCUGCUCUACCGGCCCUUUUUCAAGGACAAAACAACCCAUUCAACGUUCCUCGACGCUGCGUCGACAUUCAAUGUUCUUCUCGACAAACUCACGGUGGAUCCUUCCUCUCUGGCGCAGUCAAAUCCUGCGAUGAUCUACCUCAUAUUCACCACCGCGAUUGCCCAUCUCUCCGGGUAUAAGCUAUCCGUCCGGCCUACCCUCCGUCUGCAGACCCAACUGCACCUGAUGAACUGUGCAGAGGCGCUGAAAACCAUUGGAGAGACGUGGGAGCUUGCGAGGCGGUGUUGGCGAAGGCUGGACCGGCUCAUGGACAUCGAAGGCAAGCGGAAGCGAGACAAGGAGGAGGACCACCCGGCAAGGAAUAAUCCUGGGAAGAGGGAAGAACCAGGCUCGGUGUAUACGUCGGAUGGGCUGUACGCGCCUCCGGCUAUGGUGGAUUGGGGUAAGGACGGCGUGUCGCUCUCGCCGCUGUUCUUACCUGGGGAUAUAUUCGACCCGAGUGCUAAUAUCUUCUCGUCCGGCUGGGCGCCGGACCCAGCGGGCUCGGGCACAAUGGAUGCCUUGAGUUGGGAUGGAGAGUGGGACGAGAAAUUUUGGGGGAAGAGUUUUGGGUUCGAGGGGAUGACGGGGUAA